AAAAGUUCAGUCGAAUUAAUUAAUCCAAUCAAAUCAGACUAAAUUAGAAAAAUUGAGACCAAAUCAGACUUAAAAAAAUUUGAGAACAAGGACAUAUUAAUUAAUUCCGUACUUGUAGUUUGAAUUCAAUAAUGAAAACUGUAGUUGGUAUUUGACUCGAAACGAAAAUAAAAAUUUCCCUCCCAUUUUACCCGCCAAAACGAAGAACCUUUAUAUAGAAUUAGAUAGUAGAAGAACUCAAAUCCCCAAUCUCAAAUAUCAGAUCUGUUAUUUCAUCACCAACCUACGAUUAUGAGCGACGCCGGCGGCGGUGCCGCAGUUCCGACGGGAUGCUACAAGUGCGGCCGACCUGGCCACUGGUCUCGCGACUGUCCUUCUAACCCUAACCCUAACCCUAAUGUCAAUUCAACUUCUUCUUACCCAAAAUCCUCCAAUAAUUUCUCAAAGUUCGGCGAUGGUGGUAAUGGCAGCAGCAGUAGCUUCCAAUUGAAGCCUACUGCUUCUGCUUCGAAGCCGAAGAAAGCGCCUCGAACUCGGCCUAAGCUUACCCCGGAGUUACUGCUUUCUGAGAAAGGUCUUGGGUACAUUCUCCGCUAUUUUCCUCGUAAUUUCAAGUACAGAGGCCGGGGCCAUGAGGUUAAUGAUCUGAGGAAUCUACUUCGUAUGUAUGCUGAAUGGCAUGCGCAAUUACUUCCAUACUUUCCAUUUGCUCAGUUCAUACACAAGGUAGAGGAAGCUGGAUCUUCAAAACGAGUGAAGACAUGCAUUGCCGAGUUAAAAGAAAGAGUUGCUAAUGGAGGGGAUCCCACGAAACUGAACGAGACAGUUACUGAAAAUGAGAUCUCGUAUGAUAAAGAAGAUGUCCUAAAUGUGAGCGAGCCUACUCACGGCCAAGAGGACUUACCUUUCAAUGGAAAUGAUGCUGAUGAGAUGCAUGACCUGACUUUUAAUGGGAUGAAUGCUGAUGAGAUGCAUGACAUGCCUUUCAAUGGGAAUGAUGAUGAUGACAUGCAUGUAGACAUGCUCAAUGAAAUAUAUGACAAGACUGUUGAAGAAACAUCCAUAUCUAGGAAAUCUAACACCAUAAAUGCUGAUCUGCCACCAAGUGACAGUUCAAUCAAACAAAGAGAUCAAUCAUUAGGUGAUGGUGGAAAUUCCAAUCCUAUUGAGAUUACAGAAGAACAAAAAUCACUGAUGGAAGCCAAGAGAUUGAAGGCUCUUGAAAGAGUUGCUGCUGUGGGUGACAAACCAAUGAAGAAUUCAGAUCAAUCAUCAGGUGUAGGAGCUGGCAGCUCCAACCCUACUCAGAUUACAGAAGAUCAAAAAUCACUAAUGGAAGCCAAGAGACAACAGGCACUUGAGAGAGCUCGUGCUCGCAGUCGGCUGUUGCCAGCUUCUUGACCUUUUUUGGUGCAGUAGACAUGCUCUUGGUUUUUCUUACACUUAAUCUGCAACAAAUAGGACUUUUCUUCUGGGGUAGGAGCAAUAUCAGCUGUAAAUUCUCUGAUAUGCUUUUGUAAAUUUGCUGUUGUGCUUCUGUGCUGAAAUUAUGUUUGCUUGCUGAUAGAAUCUAUAACAUAUAGCUUUGUCCGUUCAAAGGUUCCGCAGCUGGCAGGAUGUCUGAUUGACAUUGGGCUAUAAGCCUAUAAGUGACUGGAAUAAAAACCGACGAAAAUAGGUUGAAUGUUAUGUACUAUUAUGUGAAGCAUUCUUAGAUAUGUCAAUUCUUGUUUUAUAAAGUGAUGCUCUGAUCUUCUUUUUCCUCUGCAAAGACUUGUGCUUGUGGAUAUUAUGGAGUUAUCAGAGAUAAAACUUCUUCUUUUUCCAGAGUACAUUGUUUGAUUGAUACAAUAGUGCGAAAUUAAUCAUUACUGCACUCAAGUUUAGGAUGGGGAGUGAGUGAGAAUUAUUGAUGAUGCAUAGAUGUUAGCUGUAAAUAAUUAUAGAACAUAACUAAAUUGGAAUUUUUUUUUUUUUGGCAAAUUCUAAAAAUAAGAAAGGUUUGAAAUCAUCUAAACUUUUUUUUUUCGGAUAUGAAUAUAUUUACAGUUCUUGGAGUACAUAAAAAAAUUAAAUAUAUUUCUUAAAAUGGUACGGAGUAUAACUUUGUGAAUUUAACACAAAAUCAAGUGUUAUUUUUUUAUUUUUUAUUUUUUAUUAUUAUUAACAUGUUAUGAUUCUAAAACUUUCUUUUUGUAUUUUCUUAUAUUUGAAAAUAGGUUUGAAGAAAAACUUGUCAUUUUUUAAUAGCGACAGAAUGAAAAAUCAUGAUAGUAUAUGAAACUAUGAAUGAAUUUUUUUUUGUCUUGAUUUAGAAUUAAUUGCUAAUUAUGUUUCUUCAAAGAUAGUGA
Molecule: messenger RNA, 2351 nt
Organism: Chenopodium quinoa (quinoa)
Lineage: Eukaryota; Viridiplantae; Streptophyta; Magnoliopsida; Caryophyllales; Amaranthaceae
Product: TIMELESS-interacting protein-like
Exons: 5
Coding region: 292-1401 (369 amino acids)
Biological process (GO): replication fork arrest; replication fork processing; DNA replication checkpoint signaling
Cellular component (GO): replication fork protection complex; nucleus
Molecular function (GO): DNA binding; zinc ion binding
Source: RefSeq, a predicted model, not a curated record